Messenger RNA from Trypanosoma rangeli, 1674 nucleotides. RefSeq lists its product as uncharacterized. Bases 1 to 1674 code for a protein of 557 amino acids. The transcript has a single exon. Gene Ontology annotation, cellular component: TRAPPIII protein complex. The record is from RefSeq and is a predicted model, not a curated record. Lineage: Eukaryota; Euglenozoa; Kinetoplastea; Trypanosomatida; Trypanosomatidae.
AUGCCAUCCCGUAGCGGCACGGUGUCGGCGAGUGCAAAUGAAUCAAAGUUAGGCAGCAGUGGGACAAAAUCGGUGCUCUCAGCAACGAGUUACGUUCCCGCUGUACUCGCAAACCCGCUUUCGAUACGGGCAACAGUGCUCCGCAGGCCGGAGUUCUGUGAGGCGGUGUCACCUGAGUUGGUGGAGGAAGGUGACAUCCUUUUUGACAUUCUUGCCAACCCACUAUAUCAUCCUUCGCUCACUGGCGUAAGCAACAACGACGUCCAACCUUUGGUGCGGCGAUGCGGUGAGGCAGCUUCCAUCUCCGUGAACGGGUUUAGCUCUGCUCUCACACUUCCCGCCUCUGUUGGUAAGUUUUUUGUUGGUCAACCGUUUCGAGCCUUUUUAACUUUUCACAACGCUGCGACUUAUCCACUGGUCUCCAUGGGUUUCUCCAUUGACUGUCUGCACCCGACAUUGCAUCGUUCAAGGAUUGUGGAUUACGAUUGCCAUCAUCUGGAGGGCAAAGGCAACGUGUCGUUUACAGUGGAAUGUGCCCUUGAGGAACCAGGUCAGCAUACUCUCGAUGUGCUGGUAACCUACAUUGAUAUUGUCAAGGAAGCAAGGCGUCUAACCUGGUCCUUUAGCAUUCAGGCGGAGAAAACCAUCAUGGAAAUGAAUCGCGUUCUUCACGUUAUUCCUAUAACUCGACGUGGAAAAAAUAUACCUACUCAAUUGUGCGCGACAGGUCCCACAGUUGAGGAAAUGAUGUCAAAUAUCGCCUUGCCAACAAAAAAAUACGUUUUAUCAAUGUGCCUUCAAAACGUGUCAUCGGUGCCUCUGGUUCUUGUUAGCGUAAAACUGCACACUGAAGACGUCUUUCAGGUUUUGCCGCCGCCGCCGCCGCGUCACUCUACCGCGAAACUAGAUUGGUCCCCUCCGUCAUGGUGGCCUGCUGGUGUAGCGAAGCCGAAACAUGAUGGGGAGGCAUUUCGCAUGCACCACGCCUGUGGUGGAAAGGACGCUGUGGAAGACGUUUAUUUACGCCCAAAGGAUAAGCGGUGUUACUACUUUGAACUGGUUAUUAAGCCAGAUUUUCUUCGCUCGCUUCCAUUGCGUCACACUGCUACUGGUGUUGCCGGGGCAGUGGCGCCUUCCAACUUAACAGACGUUGGAUAUGUGGAAUGGAAGUGGUGUCGGGCCAACGGUGAUAGUGGCGUAGAGCGCAGCAGUCGGGUGCGACUUAGUCACCUUUUCUUGCAACCAACGCUGGAUUUUUUUGUAAGCAAUGUGACGCCAGAGACACCAAGAGUUGGAGAGCCCACAACCUUCGAGUGUGUUGUCGUUAACUACGACACGAAAAAACAGUUUGAUUUGUCUCUUCGGGUGCGGCCUGAUCUGUUAGCACCGUCCUUUUUGUAUGCAGGCCCACUACUGAGUCCUUUAGGCUUCAUUAAUCCUCGCGGUACCAUAACUUUUUCUGUGUCACUUCUACCGUGGCAACCGGGAUGGGUCACGCUGCAGGGAGGGUUAGAACUGUGUGACGCGCGGGAACCUUCAACUUUGUUGUGGCCACUGCCGCUGGAAAGAGCUCAGUCCUUGCUUUUUAAUUCACCGACAGUGUCAACGUCGGCGGUGACGGACACACCGGAGCCACCUUACCCCCCGGUGCUUUGCGAGCUACUUGUUUGCUGA